AUGGCCGCGGCGCCUCCUUUAGAAAAGCCUUCAGUGCCAGUCCCAGUGGGCAUCGAGGUGGAAACGAAAGAGGUCGCCCUCCCACCUCUCAGGACGAAUGGCUUCCUAGACACACUCCUCGACACAUAUCGAUCCAUCCAAGAGCGAAGAGAAGCGCUGGGGCUCAGUCAUCCUGGCACGGUGGAUGGAAUCGCGAAAGAGGUGCAGCGCGAUGUCUUCCUCACCAACCAGACCUUCUCAGGUCUGCGCGCAGAGCUCAACAAAAGCUUCUCCAUCAUGCCGCUCUUCCAGAUAAGCCAUGCCUUUGCAAGCGGCUCACAGAUGCUUUCGCCCUACACAUUCUUGGCUCUCUAUGGCACCAACAACACACUCUGCCAGGCACAACUAGACUCCGACGCUUCUUUCUCCGCUCGAUUCAACCAGCGCCUCACGAACCGAUUGAUCUUCAAGUCUUCCGUACAGAUUCAGCCUUCAUCCGGCAUGAGCCCGGGCGGUGCGCAAGUAUCGCUAGAGCAGGACUACACCGGCGACGACUUCACCGCAUCGAUCAAGAGCAUCAACCCAAGUGUAUUGGCAGGUGGAUUGACUGGCAUGUUCAUCGCAUCUUACCUGCAGAGCGUCACUCCACGACUAGCACUUGGACUCGAGGGAGUACUGCAGAGACCUGGCGGUGGUCAAGGUCCAGAGGCGGCGCUCAGCUACGCAGGAAAAUACAAGGGUGAUGAUUGGAUCGCAAGCGCACAGUUCUUGACACAAGGUGGUCUGCAAUUGAGCUACUGGAAGAGGCUCAUGGACAAGGUGGAGACUGGUGUGGACGUCAACUUGCAGUUCGCCGGCCUUUCUGGCGCCGACGCCAUGAUGGGCGGUGCACGGAAAGAGGGUGUCGCGACAUUGGGUGCUAAGUACGAGUUCUCGCGAUCCAUCUUCAGGGCACAGGUCGACAGCCAAGGUAAGCUCGGAUGUCUGCUCGAGAAGGUCAUUGCACCACCGGUUCGCGUCACUUUCGCUGGCGAGAUUGACCACGCAAAGAACUCCGCAAAGCUCGGCCUUGCAGUGUCCAUCGAAGCAUCCGGCGAAGAGCUCAUGGAGCAGCAAGACAAGAUCGUGCCCGCCAUCCCACCGUUCUAA
This is a messenger RNA of Fulvia fulva, 1128 nucleotides long. Its product is annotated as Mitochondrial import receptor subunit tom40. The coding region runs from base 1 to 1128 and encodes 375 amino acids. Gene Ontology annotation, molecular function: transmembrane protein transporter activity. Gene Ontology annotation, biological process: protein import into mitochondrial matrix. The record is from RefSeq and is a predicted model, not a curated record. Gene Ontology annotation, cellular component: mitochondrial outer membrane; mitochondrial outer membrane translocase complex. Lineage: Eukaryota; Fungi; Ascomycota; Dothideomycetes; Mycosphaerellales; Mycosphaerellaceae. The transcript has 3 exons.